Molecule: messenger RNA, 4359 nt
Organism: Toxorhynchites rutilus septentrionalis
Lineage: Eukaryota; Metazoa; Arthropoda; Insecta; Diptera; Culicidae
Gene: Elk
Product: potassium voltage-gated channel subfamily H member 8
Exons: 18
Coding region: 918-4238 (1106 amino acids)
Biological process (GO): regulation of membrane potential; potassium ion transmembrane transport
Cellular component (GO): membrane
Molecular function (GO): voltage-gated potassium channel activity
Source: RefSeq, a predicted model, not a curated record
UAUCCGAAAAAAGCAAUUGUAUAUCGAACAAGAAAAACUCAAAUGUAUCCCAGCGGAAGAAGAAAGGUUUGUUCGAGUCCUUACACUCCGCACGGUAUCAGCCAAUCGUCUCUCGAGCAGCGGUUUGACUGAUUCCCCUGGAAAUUAUCAAAACAAAAACGCAGCACAACGAAAAACUUCUGGUAAAUCAACACUUGCUAUCAUUGCACUUGCUCCAUUCGUUUCAGUUGAUUAUCAGCUCUUGAGGACACAGGACGCAGGUCGUUGUCUGUGUUUGAUAUUGUAGAAAUUUUCAACAAGAGUUUCUGAUAUACUUUAUAUAACUGCUGAAGCUUACACUAUCUUUUCCCGGGUCUAUGUGUUGUGAAUAGAUGUUGUAAAAGGAGAGUGAUUCGAACAAGCUGCGUUCCAAGUUAACUGGUGUAUACAUUGUUUUAUGCUGAUUUUGUGCUGGUUUUUAUCCAGUGUGAAAGUGAGUCUAGUCAUCUAACCGGCAAUAGUUUAUAUUUAAUGAAGCAGUUAUUGUGGUCAUCGCUUUAUGCUACUAAAAAGUUGAUCAUAGCUGAAAAUCUCUAGAAUAUCGUUGUGACUAGGAUAUCUAAGAUGCGUACACAAAGUGUAGAGUGCGAAUGAGUGGAAGCGAAGAGGCGGGAAGUCAACCCUGAAGUGCUGUCGGGAUUGGAAGGCCACGUCUAGGGAAAGUGUAGUAUUACAUUCUCCGGGCCGCGCUUCGGAAAACACUAACAUUAUUGAAACAGCGUUUUUUCACGUGCUGGAUAACUAGGCUUCCAGUGCUGCUACGCUUGGAAUCAACAGUCCAUGAGUUUGGCAAUUGGUGUGUGGAUUAACCGGAAGUGAGACUGAAAAUAAACAUUUUAUUUGUUAUUUGCGAAAAGUGAUAAUCAACAAAACCGCCCAUGCCUGCGAGAAAGGGGCUACUGGCGCCCCAAAACACGUUUCUGGACACAAUCGCGACUCGUUUCGACGGAACACAUUCUAACUUUGUUCUCGGUAACGCACAAGUCAGUGGGUAUCCCAUAGUGUACUGCAGUGAUGGCUUUGUCGAGCUGUCUGGGUUUUCUCGUGCUCAAAUCAUGCAGAAAGGUUGUGCUUGUCGGUUCCUCUAUGGCCCGGAAACGAAGGAAGAACACAAAAGCCAAAUUGAAAGCAGCCUUGAUGGGAAAAACGAGUUAAAGUUGGAGGUGAUAUUCUAUAAAAAGAAUGGUACGCCGUUUUGGUGUUUGCUUGACAUAGUGCCAAUUAAGAAUGAGAAACGAGAAGUGGUAUUAUUUCUCGCUUCCCAUAAAGAUGUAACCACCGCUAAAAUGUCGGAGAUGUCGGUGUCGGAUGAAUGCGAUAGUGACGAUGGGGCUGAGGAUGAGAAUUUGGAAAUACCUUCGGGUGUAAAUAUGGGUCGAAGGCGUUCGCGGGCGGUGCUGUAUCAACUUUCUGGCCAUUAUAAGCCUGAAAAAAUGAAGACUAAAAUUAAGCUCAAUAGUAAUAUAUUGCAUUCUAGUGAAGCUCCAUUACCUGAGUACAAGACACAAGCCUUAAAGAAAUCACGUUUUAUUCUAUCGCACUAUGGAAUGUUUCGAGGUUGUUGGGAUUGGUUAAUUUUAGUUGCCACAUUCUACGUUGCCGUCGCUGUACCUUACAAUGCUGCCUUCGUUAAAGCAGACCGCUUAACAAUGGCAUCCGAUGUCAUCGUUGAAGCAUUAUUUAUUGUUGAUAUUCUAGUGAACUUUCGCACAACAUAUGUUUCCCGUAAGGGCGAGGUUGUAUCAAAUUCUAAAAGUAUAGCGGUUAAUUAUCUCAAAGGUUGGUUCGUGGUUGAUUUGCUAGCUGCUCUGCCAUUCGAUCAUCUUUAUGCUAGCAAUGUGAUUAGCGGAGAGGAAUCUCACAUUCAUUUAGUCAAAUUAACACGAUUGUUACGACUGGCACGAUUGCUUCAAAAGAUGGAUAGAUAUUCGCAAUACACAGCUAUGAUUUUAACGUUGUUGAUGCUAUGCUUCUCUUUAGUUGCACACUGGCUAGCUUGCAUUUGGUAUGUGAUAGCAGAAAAAGAAAGGCUCGUUAAUGAUGUAGACUGGGACAUCGGAUGGAUCCACACAUUAGCUGAGCGUUUGAAGAUCCCUGUGACGAAUGUAUCUCACAGUGAAGCGUAUAUAACUGCGUUAUACUUCACCUUCACCAGUCUGACUUCUGUUGGUUUCGGCAAUGUGUCACCUACUACAAUAAGCGAGAAAAUAUUCAGUGUAAUCAUGAUGUUGAUUGGAGCACUGAUGCAUGCAGUGGUGUUCGGAAACGUUACGGCUAUUAUCCAAAGGAUGUAUUCACGUCGGUCCCUCUACCAGAGUAAAUGGCGCGAUUUAAAAGAUUUCAUUGUAUUGCACCAAAUGCCAAAAGAACUGAAACAGCGAAUGCAAGAUUAUUUCCAAACAAUGUGGUCGUUAAAUCAUGGCAUUGACAUAUAUGAGAUUCUAAAAGAAUUUCCAGAAGAGUUAAGGGGAGAUAUAUCGAUGCACUUGCAUCGAGAGAUCUUGCAGUUGCCGAUUUUCGAAUCGGCGUCACAGGGUUGUUUAAAACUUUUAUCUCUACAUAUCAAAGCGAAUUUUUGUGCUCCAGGCGAGUAUUUAAUCCACAAAGGCGAUGCACUGAGCUAUAUAUUCUACAUUUGCAACGGAUCCAUGGAGGUCAUGCAGAACAAUAUGGUUGUUGCUAUUUUAGGAAAAGGUGAUUUAGUUGGUUGUGAUAUAAGUUUACACUUACUACAUGGAAGUCAGAGCAAUUCCGGUAAUCAGGGCUCACAGGAUGUUAUUGUAAAAAGUAGUGGAGAUGUGAAAGCUCUCACUUAUUGUGAUUUAAAAAGCAUACAUAUGAACGGCCUGGUAGAUGUGUUGCGUCUCUAUCCCGAAUAUCAGCAAGAGUUUGCAAACGACAUUCAGCAUGACCUCACGUAUAACCUACGCGAGGGAUACGAAGCGGAGGAAGAAACAGAAAACAACGGACCCUGUCUCGCGUUACCGUCCAUUAGCGAGGAUGAUGAAAAUCAAUCCGAUAUUGAAUCCAGCACUACAUCCCCUCUGAACACUUCGCUGUCGAAAUCUCCCGCACACAACGCCGCUGCUAGUCCCCGACAUGGAAAGUUGGUACACAGCCGCAAUAAAGCACUUGUAGCGUUGAGAGAACGCGUUGAACGUCAACGUUCGGUGCAGGCAGCAGCUGCAAACCCAGUGUCUGAAAGUAAUAACUCUCUAGAAGGACUGAAUCUUGAACUGAAAAAUUACGAUAAUAAGCGAUUGGACACUCAAGUGACUUCGUUACACAAUGAUGUAGCUGCGCUGAGUAUGGAGGUUCGAAAUGCAAUUCAAGCCCUGCAGGAAAUGACCUACUCCACAAUCAACUCCCAGUUCGAUUUGGGGCAUUUCGCUCCGGCCAGAUCAAUACCUAAUCUACAGAAUGGCACUGUUGGUGUAGUACGAGAGAGCGAUGUUACCAUGGCUCGAAGCAGUUCACAUCCUCCCGAAAUGUGGUGUCGUGAAAUGAGUGCAAUUGAGGAGACAAUGCCUAGCCCAAAUGGAACCGAGCCGUUCUCAGAGUAUAUGUAUCGACGAAAGUCAAUGCUGUCCCAAAAGUAUUCUGAGGAGUUAUCAUGUUCGACACAGACUGACAAUGUGAUUGAUUUCGAAACGCUAGAAAAGGUAGUCAUGGCACACCCGCAUCUAGUUCUGAAAAUUCUUGGUGUUGAUACCGUGUUUAACAAUGAGUGUGGCAUGAAACUGUAUUCGUUGAAUACAAUAUCGGAAGCGGCUAGUUCCGGUGAAAUUCAAUCAACAAUAUUAGAAGGAGACAAUCAUUACAGUAUAUUAAACACUAAUGGCUUAAGUUAUACGGAAAACCACCGAAAGGAAUAUCCACCAAUUAGUCAUAACACCAGUGAUUUUUACACUAUCGCAAAUCCCAACAUGAACAACAACAUAUCCUCGUUCCCAUCGCUACAACAAGAAGCGGUAUCGCUGUUGGUUGAUGAUGUCGACGAAACGAACAUUCUGGAUGAUUCUAGCUGUUCUAUACUGAUGGACGAGGAUGCAAACAUCUUGAAGCAAUCAACCGGUAAUCACAUUCUGCGGAGGCAGGAGCGAGUGCCUGUCAAAAAUCGUUUCUCAGCAGGUGACGUUGAUAACAUCGACAAAGGUUUAAAAAAUAUUCCAUCCUCACGUUCGCUGGGCGGAAGCUGAGAAAAUAUCACAUAUGUCUCUUGCAAAGAGUUUUACAGCUAAGCCAAAUGGUUGAUGUUUUAAGAAUAAGUUGUUCUACAGUAGAUGACUAUUUAGGAAUACUUCUAUUAAACAAUAAAGU